AGAACCAUAAUCAUUGGCUUCGCUCUCCUCGAGAACGAUUGGUGUCGCAGGUAGAAAUUGGCCCAGGGGUCUCAUUCAUCCAUGCCGGACUGGAAAGUUACUUUUGGAGGCUUAUUGUUCGUUCCCGUUAUUAUCUUUACCGUGCUGUUCAUCCCCCGACCUCGACUCGGUCAGGGUGUUGGAGAGGUCGCAGUGUUCUCUGCCGUCGCCCCCUUUGUUUCCUCGUUUCUCAGCGGCCGUUCUGCUACGAAGUCGUACGUUACUUGAAAGCUCCCCUUCCAUACGAUAAACUUUAGCCGUAAAGUCGACGGCAUAUUCAU
This is a messenger RNA of Eremomyces bilateralis CBS 781.70, 320 nucleotides long. RefSeq lists its product as uncharacterized. The transcript has a single exon. Bases 82 to 267 code for a protein of 61 amino acids. The record is from RefSeq and is a predicted model, not a curated record. Lineage: Eukaryota; Fungi; Ascomycota; Dothideomycetes; Eremomycetales; Eremomycetaceae.